CACCCCGGUUACAUAAGGGCGGCGGGUGGCGAUGUUGUGCCAGCGGCGCCGGUCCGGUCGUGCCGCCCUCAUGUUAUGGGGGGGAGCCGCUGUGGUCGCGCCGUGGGGGCUAUGGCCGACGGCAACGCUGACUGGAUGGGCUCGCUACCGACCGCACUGCGCUCCCUGCCGCUCUCCAACCUCGCCAUCCCCGGAUCACAUGAUUCUUUCAGCUACUGGGUCGAUGAGAAAUCUCCAGUGGGACCAGACCAAGCAACAGCCAUCAAACGUUUGGCCAGAAUUUCCUUGGUUAGAAAGAUCAUGAAGAAAUGGUCAGUGACUCAAAAUUUGACUUUCAAAGAGCAGUUGGAAGGCGGGAUCCGCUACUUUGAUCUUCGUGUAUCUUCCAAACCUGGGGAAAUAGAACAAGAGAUUUACUUCAUACAUGGCUUGUUUGGCAUCAAAGUAUGGGAUGGGCUGAAGGAAAUUAAUAGUUUUCUUGAGCAGCACCCCAAGGAAGUAAUCUUCUUGGAUUUCAAUCAUUUUUAUGCCAUGGAUGACAGCCAUCACCACUUCUUGAUCAACAGGAUCCACUCAGCAUUUGAAUCUAAACUUUGUUGUGUUGAAUGUGUAGAAUAUGUGACGUUACUGUACAUGUGGGAGAAGAAACACCAGGUUCUUAUAUUUUACCACCACCCUUUGUAUCAGGAAUAUCCCUUCCUGUGGCCAGGUAAUAAAAUGCCAGCACCAUGGGCUAAUACAACUAAUGUGCACAAACUCCUGCAGUUCCUGGAGACCACACUUGGGGAACGAAGUCGUUAUGGGACUUUCCAUGUAUCUCAAGCAAUUCUCACACCUAGAGUGAAAACGAUUGCAUGUCAUCUGAUUCGUGGUCUGAAGAACACACUUGUUCGUAGGAACCUGCCCAUGAUUUUGAAUUGGGUGAAAGCACAGAAGCCUGGUGUUAUGGGUGUUAACAUAAUUACAUCAGACUUUGUGGAGCUGGUUGAUUUUGCUGCUACAGUUAUUGCAUUGAACGACCUCCUUUUGGAAGAGGAUGAAUCUGCAACUUAAAUCCUGAUUGCUGUGUUCCACAUGUGCUUUUUAGUGGACAUCUUUGAACUAUGCUUAAUGUUUUACUUGUCUAGUGAAACCUAUUGUAAUCUCUCUUUAUGAAAAAGUUUCCUAGAGGAAACGUGGUUAAACAUCACAUACAGCCAGGUCGCUUCUCCUGGAGUCGUGUGGACCUGAGUCAGCCGAGUGUUGUGUGUGUGUUGCUGUGUCUGUAUGUGUGUGCGUGCUCUGUUUGGCUGAACUGUGCACACAUCUGCUGCUGACAGGGGCUGCUGGCCUCUGAAGCAGAGGUACCCUAUUGUGACAUGCAUCUCCUUGGUGACCAUACUCCCAGCGCCUGUGUGAGUGCAUCCUGCCUGCUUCCCAGGCAGGCCAGGGGUCACUCCAGGGAUCACUGCUGAUCCCAUGGCAGUGUGACCAGGUUGGCUGGGUGGCAUUGUUCCUGGGCCACCUCUGGCAUAGCUGGGCUCAGCUGGAGGCUGCUGCUCUGUUCAUUCAUAUGCUGUUUUAGACACUACCUCUGACUUACUUGAAGAGACAACACUGCUGUUGUUCAGGAGAAAGCUGUUAACACUGUGUUAAAUAUCCAAACUGUCCUUUGGACCUGAGAAGUGAAGGCUUGGUGCAAUCUUUCUUCUUGACCUCUUUAUUUUACUUUAUUAAACUAAAUAAAUUUUCAAUAAAUUAGUUGCAA
Molecule: messenger RNA, 1747 nt
Organism: Serinus canaria (Common canary)
Lineage: Eukaryota; Metazoa; Chordata; Aves; Passeriformes; Fringillidae
Gene: PLCXD2
Product: phosphatidylinositol specific phospholipase C X domain containing 2
Exons: 4
Coding region: 76-1053 (325 amino acids)
Biological process (GO): lipid metabolic process
Molecular function (GO): phosphoric diester hydrolase activity
Source: RefSeq, a predicted model, not a curated record